AUGGUGUUCAGGCGUAGCUCCGCAGAGGAGCUCUUUCGAACUCUCGCGCAGAUUCCUCCCGUCGACGCUCACGGGAAACCAUCAUUUCUCCGCGUUUCAGAGACAUCCGUGAACAUUCACGAUAUUCUUGUAAAACAAGUGCUCGCAUCGGGAGGCAUUCACGAAUCGUCAUCGCGAUCUGACGACAUUGAUAACGACGGCGACGCGUCUUCUAGCAAAUGGCGGUUCCGGAAGCCGUCAACAACAUUUUCGGCAUUCCUCGCUCCCCGCGAGUUGCGCCAGCUCGCAGCAGCCGUCGGCUCGCUCGCCGGUCCGGAUCCUUCCAGCGGAGCCGCAGGCGGAGCUGCUGGCGGUACCACCAGCGCGAAAUCCCUCCGCAAGCACCAUGACGCCUCCGCCUCUUCCGCGCAUGUCUCCGCUCUCCCCGUGCUCAACCUCGCAUUGGAUUACCUGCAGGCCAUUCCCGACCUGCUUCUAACGCACGCGGGUUUCCCCGCCUGCCGCGCAAUGCUCGCUUGCUGUCGCUCCGGCGCUCUCCGCGCUUUCCUGGCGGAACUGCGCCGCUGCGCUUCGGCCGACUCGCGCGUCUUCGGCUCCCCCGUGGGGAAGGCGACAGCGGAGCUGCUGCUGGGCCUAGCGCGCUCGCACGACGUUUUCCUUGAAGCUUCCGCCAGCCCGUCGAGUCGCGACAGCGCCAGUUCGGACUCCGCGCUCACAGGCGGAACAGCCGCGCGCGCGUCCUCCGCGGGAGCGGACGUGCAGGCGGUAGUGGGGGAGGUGGUUCUGGCGCUAGCCCUGCACUGCAUCCCCGCGGGGCUCGCGGAAGCCGGCGGAACCGAUGCGCCAGGCGGGGACACGGCGGGCGACAGUGGCAUGAGCGGCGGAAGAGCCGGCUCCGCGUUGGCGGAAGCGCUGCAAGCCGUGUUCGACGCGUGGGUGAAGCCGCACGUGGGAGGGGGGAGCGGUGGCGCAGCGGGUUCCGCCGUCGCUCUGGGCAGAAGCAGCAGCAGCGGCGGAGGGGAAGGCGGGCUGGCGGGGGACGAUGCGGACGGGCGCAGACCCUCAGCCUCGAGCGAGCAGCUGACGUCGCUGCUGACGUCAGGAGCCGGAGCAGUGGGGGACGCGGGGCAUUUGCCUGGUGCGGAGGGGGCGGUGGAACUGGUGGGGGCUGUACCUGUGGGUCCGUGGCGGCUGCAGCUGCUGGCCGGCGCGUUUAGGGUAGCUGCGGCGGUGGUGGGAGGGGAGGAUGAUGGCGCACCUUCGGGGAAGCGCGGGGGGGCAGCAGGAGCCGCGGGGGAGAAGGCUCUGGAGAGUGUGGUUGGCCAAUACGUCGCUGCCACGUCAGCUCUGCUGUCGAAUUCGAUAAAGCUUUUGCAGGCCUGGGACUCGCAGCGUGCAUAUCCCCUCCCCACUCUCCUCCUGCGCCUGCCUCUGUGCCACCGACCUCUGCUGCUCCUUGGACUGAGGUGGUCCUGCUGCUGUGGUCCUGCCAAUCUGCGGAGGCAGGAGGCAGCAGGAAUGUCCUUGGCAGCUCGAGCAGAGGUCGCAGCUAGGCUGCACGCUGCUGAGUCAGCAGCGGCGUUUGCCACGUCAGCAGUGGAGGGAGGGCGGGCGUCGCUGCGGGUGGUGAAGGGCGUGAGGGCGCUCUGCCUGCAGGUGGCUGAUGCGUGCUCGCGAUCCGCUUGGCGCCAGAUCCCGGCAUGCGAGGAUCUCUUCUCCGCGGUCCUAUCAGCAGCCGCCAGGCUGGCAGUGCGGCAGAGCGAGGCGAGCGGGGCAGGGCGGGAGGACGCGGAGGCAGCAGCGCUGCAGGAGACACUCCUCCCCAUGCGCUCCCUCGUGCUCGCUGCCGCCAUGCAGAGCCCCAUCCCUGCUGCUUCCCCCACACCCACCCCCGCGCUCACUGCCAAGAAGCGCGCGCCGAUGGUGGCGAGUGUGGUGGGGGCGUGCAGCCUGCUGCUGCAGGCCACGUGGGCGUCGGGGGAUCACUCGCGAGUCAAGUCCUUCCUGCUCUCUCUUGGAUCGUACAUGCGCCAGCCGCCCUCCUCUCAGGACGAGCAGCAGCGCGCCAGCAUGGCGUGCCUGCGCUACAACCUCGCCCCCAUCCUAGUAGAGGUAGCAGCAGCGGCCAGGGGCGCCACAGCCGUGACAGCAGUAGUACCCCUCCUGCUGGAAGCAGUCAGAGCCCCCAAGGAGGACCCGGCUAUCCGCCACGAGGUGCUGCGCGCGCUGGCAGCAGCAGCGGUGGCGGCAGCAGGCAUGGGGCAGGAGGGGCCGUACCGCGAGGUGGCGGUGCUGCUGCUGUGGGAGUAUGGGCGGGAGGCGGGGGAGGUGCAGCCUCAGGUGGAGGUGCUGUCCUCGGUGCUGGCGCAACUGGCCUCGGGUCUCUCCCGCCCUUCCCUGAGAGACGACUUCUUGCGCCGCCUGCUUGCCACCUGCGCUGAGGUGGCCCUUGCCACAGAGGCGGAGGGGGGCAGCCGGGGAGCAGAGCUGCUGGGUCCCUUACUCCCAGCAGUGGCGGCGGCGUGUCGCCACGUGGAUCCUCUACACCGCCCAGUGGACCCGUCCCUGCAGCGCCUCUUCCGCAACCUCUGGUUCUACUGCGCUCUCUUCCGCCUCGCCCCGCCCCUCCACUCCUCCCCCGCCUCCGCUGCUGCCGCUGCCGCCGCCGCCGCUGCCGCUGCAGCCACUUCUGCCGAAGGUGCCUUUGGUGCCACACCCAGCAGCACUGCUGCUGCUUCUGCGGCUACUGCUGCUGGUUCUCCUGAUGCUGCUGCUGGGGGCCCUCCUGGGGUGCUGGCGACGUGCACCGGUGGUGGGGGAGGUGGCAAGGCGGGGGGGAGUGCGGACGACUUGACCAAGGGGCCGUAUGCGUGGCGGCCUGAGUGGGCUGCUGCUAUGAGGCACAUCGCUGCUCAUACUCCUCCGCUGGCAGUCGGUGCCUUCUCUCGCCUGGACGAUGAACUCGAGCUCGCUGCGCUGCACCGCCCCGGCAGCCAGAGGGGCAGCGGCAACGAGCAGGCGGCUGCCCGGCAGCGCCAGGUGCUGGGCGCGGCCGUGGGUUCAAGACUAGAUGCGAGCGUCAUCAGCAGCAUCACUGGAGUGAAGGCGACGAACCUGCUGUCCAUCGUGCUGCUCGAGUCUCUCCGUGUGUCUGCUUCCUCCGCCCUCGUCCCCGUCCCCGACACCACCCCCCACUCGCCCUCCCUUGGAGAGGAGACCAGUCAAGUAGCAGCAGCAGGAGAAGCAGCAGGGGUGGCGGCGGCGCGGCAGCGGUGGGAGGAGGGGAGUGAGAACCGCAGUGCAGUGACGUGUCUGCUGGAGUAUAUUCAGAUGCCCAACCCCUGCGCUGCUGUGCGCCACUGCCUCUCUGCCGUCGUGCUCCGCGCCUUUGACGCCCUUCUCCUCGCCCUGGAGCACGAGCCCAGCGACACUGUGAGGCAGGCAGCCCUCUCAGCACAUGCAUGCGCGCUGCUCGACGCGCUGUGGGACGGCCAGGAGUUUGUGCGCGACACAGCGCGCACCAUGCUGAGCCUGCUGCGCAAGGCCUUCCCGCACCUCCUCUGGCACCCGCGCUGCAUCCGCUCCCUCCUGCGCUUCCACCCGCCUCAGCAAAUGCUCGCCUCGGUCGGAGAGGCUGCAGCAGAGGCAGCGGCAGGGGUGGGAGGGGGAGCGGGGGGAGCAGACGGAGAGGAGGAGAUAGCGGAGGUGGCGUGGGAUCCGGAGGCGGCUGCUGCUGCUGAGAGCCUGGCCAUGGAUGUUGCUAAGGACUGGCUUGCCACGGCGUUUCUCCUUGCGCCACUUGUCACGCAGGCAUUGGUGGAGGAGGUGCUGCGGGGUGGGGACUCGGACCCAGAGUCAGUGGCGGGGCUGCUCAGUGUGCUGGCAGACAUCAAGCACCGGCCCCGAGGGUCAGCAGCAGACAGCACGCGGUCGCCCUUCACCCUGGCAGCACAGGCCACAGUGGCCGCAUCCCUCAAAGCCCACAGCAUGGGGCAGGUCGCCGGGCUGCUCUCAGCCCUCUCCUUGCUCCCUGCUGCCUCAACCGGCAUAGCAGGCACAGCAGGCACAGCAACAGUCACCUUUGGCACAGCAGGCUCGGAGACUCACCCUCCUUACAAGCACGGCGCCGGCAUAGCAGUUGGGUCACACUCCGCUCCGCAUGCAGCAGCCAAGCCGGACCCCCAUGUGACUCUACUGCAGGCGGCUGUGACUCAAAUGGAGGGGCUUGUAGAGGGCGGGGGCGGGGGAGGGGAGAUGGGGCAGGGGGUGGUGUCGUGGGGGCACAUGGGGGGGGAGGAGGGGCGGAGGAAGGAGAAGGAGAGAGCCACAUCUGUGGCAGCAGAUGCAGAGAAAGUGCGGGACCGAUGCCUGUGGGCAGUGGCUGCUCUGGUGCUGGUGGAAGAGCAGCAGAAAGGCCAUCAGAGAGGGCAGCAGAAGGGGCAGCAGAGGGGGCAGGGCAGGAGGCGUGCCUCUCCCCAUCAGUCAGCUCUCGAGCUCCGUCUAAUCCAUCUCCUCGCCCGCACGCCCCUCCCGGCGUGGGGGGAGACGAUUUCGGGGCGUCGGGGGGUGUUUAGAGCGUUGGUGGGGGAUGAGGAGGGGCCGCGGGGGUGGCUACGGCCGCUGGUGGUGGGGGGGGUGCCGGAGGGGUUUUCGGACCACAAGGGGGAGGAGGCGCAGGCACUGGAGGAGCUGGGCGCACAUGCUGCUUGGAUCACCUUUGUCUCUGACUGUGCCGAGAUGUACGGGCGGGGCAGUGAGAGCCAGGCAGCGGCCAUCGAGCGCCUGCUGCUCGCCUCUCUCUCGGACAUCACCCGCCUCUCCCGCCACCCUGCCGCCCGCGCGCCCCUCUUUGACCUCUUCCGCCUCGCCCUCUCCUUCGCUCGCACCCGCCUCCUCGUCGCCACCAACCCUGCUCGCAUCGCUGCAGCAGCAGGGGCGUCAGGGGCAGUGGCAACGUCUUUGGCAGCAGCAGCGGCAGUGGCGGAUGUGAGCCGGUCUGAUGCUGCCACGUCGCCUCACGUGUUCUCGGCACGGUUGCUACGGGACCGAGCGCACAGGGCGGUGCUGAAGUGGUUCAGUGUGGACGCGGGGUACUUUGACGGGUGGCCCAGUGCGCACAGGAGGCAGGCGGCCCUGGAGGAGAUGGCAGUCAUGGACGCCUUCAGCAAGGCGCUCGCCGAUGAUGACACCAUGGAGGACGCCUUCUGGCCGCCUCCUGUUGGUGCUGCAGCUACUGCUGCGCUCUCCCCUGCGUCCCACCAGCAGCGCCAUCCAGUGUGGGGGGCAUUCUUCUCGCCGCACCGCUCGCAGGAGAGGCAGCAGCGGCGCCGCCUGCUGGCGCUGCUCACCGCGCACGAGGCAGAGUGCUCCGCUACUUGGGCCUUCCCCCUCGGUGUCGCACCGGACGCGUCACGCACGGCAGCUUCAGCGGCAGCCACGGACAUCCAGCGCAGCAGGGCGCGGGUCACGGCGUCGCUCUCGCCCAAUGACGUGCCGCCACUUGUGCGUGCCGCACGGGCUGUCGACCCGCGAGUGGCAGUGUGCUUGGUGCAGCGCUUCCCGUCAGUGAAGGGCAUUCAGGACGACGUGGGGACGCUCAUUCGGUCCAUGCCGCUUCUAGUCCGAUCCUUACCCGAGGCUCUCCGGUGGGUGGUGACGCCAGCAGCAGUGCAGCAGGACUCGCCGCUCCUGCGCCUGCCUCUGCCCUACUGGGCGCCAUGCUCCGUGGCAGCCGUGCUCAACCUGCUGCUGCCCGCCUUCAAGGGCCAUCCACGCGUCAUGGCGUAUGCAUUCAGGGUGCUGGAGGCGUACCCCCCGCCCACUGUCACAUUCUUCAUGCCACAGCUCGUGCAGGCACUCAGAUACGACCAUGAUGGGCUGGUGGAGUCCUACCUGCUGCGAGCUGCCCUGCGCAACAUCAUCUUCGCGCACAUCCUCAUCUGGCAACUGCAGGGCGAGGAGGCGGAUCCCGAGGGGCAGCAGCCACCAGCUCUUGAAUCCUCCAACGGCACAGCAGCAGAGGGAGGCGCAUCUGGGGAAGGUGCAACCGCAACAACGGCAGCGACGAACAUUCUAUGGACGAUAGUCCCGCGCGUGCGGCAGCGCAUCAUCGACAGCUUCAAUGCCGAGCAGCGGGCCGCCUUCGACCGCGAGUUCUCCUUCUUUGAUGCCGUCACCUCCAUCUCGGGGACGCUCCGACCCGUGCCCAAGGAGAAACGUCGGGCUGCCAUCCAGCCCGAGCUGGAGAAGAUAAAGCUCCCGGGAGACGAUGUGUAUCUGCCCACGGAUCCCAACAUGCUUGUGCGCAGCAUCGUGCUGGACAGUGGCAUUCCCCUGCAGUCCGCCAAAAAGGUGCCCAUCCUGAUCUCAUUCAUGGUGGUGCGCAAGGAUGAAGACGGGGUGGUGGACGAGCACAAGCCCGUCAAGCAGGGAUGCAUCUUCAAGGUGGGGGAUGACUGCAGACAGGACGUGCUGGCUCUACAGGUCAUCGCCCUGCUGAGAGACAUCAACAAAGCGGUGGGCCUGGACUUGUACCUGUUCCCGUACGGCGUGCUCCCCACGGGGUACGAGCGCGGAAUCAUUCAAGUCGUCCCCAACACGCGCAGCCGCAACCAGAUGGGCGACGUCACGGACGGCGGCCUCUUUGACAUCUUCCAGAACGAGUUUGGCGCCAUCGGCUCCGCUGGGUUCGAGCGCGCGCGGCAUAAUUUUAUCGUCAGUAGUGCGGCGUAUGCUGUGGCGAGUCUGCUGCUGCAGCCCAAGGACCGGCACAACGGGAACCUGCUUGUGGAUAAUGAUGGCCGCCUGGUGCACAUUGACUUUGGAUUCAUCCUGGAGACGUCGCCAGCUGGCAACCUGCGAUUCGAGAGUGCGCAGUUCAAGCUGAGCCACGAGAUGACUCAGAUCCUCGACCCCUCGGGCGACCUCAAGAGCGAGCCCUGGCACCGCUUCGUUGGUCUGUGUGUGAAGGGCUACCUGGCAGCACGGCGGCAUCAGGACGCCAUUCUGAACACGGUGCAGCUGAUGCUGGAUAGCGGCCUGCCCUGCUUCUCACGCGGCGAUGCUGUUGGCAACCUGAGGAAGCGGUUCCACCCGGAGAUGGGCGAGCGGGAGGCGGCAAGCUUCAUGAUUGCCACUUGCGUGGAUGCGUACAACAAAUGGACGACUGCUGGAUAUGAUUUGAUCCAGUACAUGCAGCAAGGCAUUCAGAACUACAUGGCAUCGCUAGAGUCACGACCGUUUGUGACAAAGGGGAUCACGGCCGGCCUGUUGAACGCACUUGCAGACCUUUUUUGCCAGCUUGUGGUGGAAAAGAACCCAUCCAUUGAUGUCCGACGGCUGGGAGGCUUCGCUGCCAUUGGACUAUUCAUUGUCGGCCCCGCUUUGCACAUCUGGUAUGGCCUGCUUGGAAAGUUUAUUCAAAUUGAGGGUUUCAAAGGAGUUCUUGCUCGAUUGCUCAUUGACCAGGUGAUAUUCUCCCCUCUUUCGAUUGCCACAUUUGUGGGGCUGGUGAUGCUGCUGGAGGGCAAGCCAGAGCGCAUUGUUCCUAAGCUGGAGAAGGAUUUUGUGCCAACGUGCAUCAACAUGUGGAAGCUCUGGGUGCCGUUCCAGCUGUUUAACUUUGCCCUUGUGCCUCCACAAUUACAGGUUGGUGCUGUGAAUCUAGUGAUGUCGUUAUUGGAAGACGCCAAAGCAGGCCGCCCGCUAAUAGCCCCCGGAGGCCCCAACUCUCACAGCGCAAGCGGAAGCCUCUCCCCGCUCUCCCCCACAAGCGCGUCGUCGCUCUUCGGCGCAACCCCCCCGCUCUCCCCGCGGAGCGACAAGCCGAUGUCGCCCAAGUCGCCGCUGCGUCGCCAGGCGUCGGGGCUGAGCCACGCUGGGUCGCCCGUGAAGCCGCACGCGAACCGAAGCUUCGAGGCGAUUCCGCAGUUCUACUUCCCGAACGGCCCGCCAGCGACGGAGGACGUGGCGAAGCAGUGCAUGGUGAAGAUUCAUCAAUUCUUCCACGAACACCCCGAGGGGCUCAACGCCGAAGCGUUCAUGGCGGUGACACAGGAGGUGUGCAACCUGCCGUCCUACUUCAACUCGGUCAUCUUCCAACGCAUUGACUCCGAGUCCACUGGCCUCAUCACCAAGGACACGUUCAUGCGGUUCUGGGUAGACCGGCGGUUGCUGGCAGCGGAUAUGGCGACUCAAAUCUUCCACGUGCUCAAGCAGGACCACCAGAACUACCUCGUGCAGGUACUACCUCGUGAGGACCACCAGAACUACCUCGUGCAGGACGACUUCAAGCCCAUAAUGCGCGAGUUGCUCAACCGCCACCCAGGUCUCGAGUUCCUGCACGACACACCCGAGUUCCAAGAACGAUACGCGGAGACGGUGAUCUAUCGCAUAUUCUACCACAUCAGCCGGUCGGGCAACGGGCGCAUCUCACUGAGGGAGCUCAAGAAGAGCAACCUCAUGCAGGCGCUGCAGCAGGUGGAGGAGGAGGAGGACAUCAAUAAAGUGCUCAACAUUUCUACUUGGUGUACUGCAAGCGCUCUUUCUCAAGUACCUCCCCCUCCUCCCCCCCCCUUCUUCCUCUAUAGGUACUUCUCAUACGAGCACUUCCACAUGCUGUACUGCAAGCUCUCUUUCUCAAGUACCUCUCUCCCUCCCCCUCGUUGCAGGUACUUCUCGUACGAGCAUUUCUACGUGGUGUACUGCAAGUUCUGGGAGCUGGAUUCGGAUCACGACUUCCUCAUAGACAAGGACGACCUGCUGCGCUACGGCAACCACGCGCUCACCUACCGCAUCGUCGAACGCAUCUUUGCCCAGGUGCCCCGGCCGUUCACGAGUGGAGUGGAGGGCAAGAUGGGGUACGAGGACUUUGUGUGGUUCAUCUUGUCAGAAGAGGAUAAGUCGUCUGAACCCAGCCUCGAGUACUGGUUCCGGUGUGUGGAUCUGGACGGGGACGAGCGCAUCACAGCCCCGGAGAUGCAGUAUUUCUACGAGGAGCAGCUGCACCGCAUGGAGUGCAUGGCUCAGGAGCCUGUGCUCUUUGAAGACGUCGUCUGCCAAAUGGCCGACAUGAUCAAACCCGCGGUGAGCAUGAGGAAGGGGGGAGGGUGGGAGGGAAUGCUGCUGCACCGCAUGGAGUGCAUGGCUCAGGAGCCCGUGCUCUUUGAAGACGUUGUCUGCCCAAUGGCCGACAUGAUCAAACCCGCGGUGAGCAGGGGGGGAAGUUGA
This is a messenger RNA of Closterium sp. Naga37s-1, 9228 nucleotides long. The record is from the annotation of a GenBank genome assembly. Lineage: Eukaryota; Viridiplantae; Streptophyta; Zygnematophyceae; Desmidiales; Closteriaceae.